AUGAACACAAAUACAAACCAUUUGCUACGCUAUCUUUAUUCAUUCGAUGAAGAUGUUAGUCGACUUAAUGAAUUGCAUCAAACGGUACAACAAGAUAAUGAAUCCGCUGACCUUUGGUCUAACUUCAUUAGAGGAUCCGACUUUCCUGUUGAAGAAAAUGGUUUGCUUAACUUAGAUCGCAUCUUUGAUUUCGAUAUCCCAAUAAUAGAACCUGAGUCAGUUGAAUCCACUGAUAAUGAGAUGCCACAGGCUGAUCACCUCUCCAUCGAUAAUCAUGAUAACUCGCUACGCAAUUUUUAUUUGGUCGAUGAGGUCAAUACUCGAUUUGAUGAAUUGGAUCAUACGGAGCAACAAAAUAAUGGACUCAUUGAUAUUUGGUCCGAUUUCAUCGGAGGAUCCGAUCUUCCUAUACCAAACGAAGAAAACACAUGGCUCGAUUUAGAGUGCAGCUUUGGCCCCGAUAUCUCUUUAAUUCCGAUAUCCCAAUAA
Molecule: messenger RNA, 489 nt
Organism: Ambispora leptoticha
Lineage: Eukaryota; Fungi; Glomeromycota; Glomeromycetes; Archaeosporales; Ambisporaceae
Source: the annotation of a GenBank genome assembly